Rhizoctonia solani is the source of this 606-nucleotide messenger RNA. RefSeq lists its product as uncharacterized. Lineage: Eukaryota; Fungi; Basidiomycota; Agaricomycetes; Cantharellales; Ceratobasidiaceae. The coding region runs from base 1 to 606 and encodes 201 amino acids. The record is from RefSeq and is a predicted model, not a curated record. The transcript is spliced from 2 exons.
AUGCAUUUCCCUCGUAUCUUGUCUGGCCGCGGCCAAUACACCCAGCACCUUCCGCCUUGGAGUGGUGCACUAUGGCUAGGAGCAGCUGCGUUGAUCACGAUUGACCAUAUUUACUGCUCAACAUUGCACAAUCGAGGCAUUAUCAGCACUGGACCUUCUUAUGCUGCUGCAACGCAGCGCAUCUUAGCUCUAAUGGUAGAGUUCUGUCUAAUGGCAUCCAAUACAUCGGUCAUAUACCAUGUGUCCCGUGUGCUUGCAUCCCGAAAAACGCGCCAGAACCACAGUAUAUUCGCUUACCUCGUCCCUAUGAUCGUGCUUUUGAUUAUUACCGGUAUCAACGUCAUCCUCACUACCAUUCCUCUCAUUGCACCCUCUGCCGUGGUCACCGUCUCGGCGCCCAGCUCGACCGAUUCGGCACCUGUUCUUUACAACUACUCACCCUCGCUCACCAUGCUCGGAUUCGCAGUGCCUCUUUCGCUCGUCGGCUUGUGCGUGCUCGCUGGUGGGAUCCUCAUUUGGGCAUUUGGUCCCUCUUCUUACGGCGACGACCGGUCCGACCUGUAUGAUAUGGCUUGGCAGACUCCCAGUGUGCGAGUUCAAGUCUGA